CUUUUCAGAACCUCUACACAGGGUUGCAAAAUUCCUCCUCCUCUCCACAGUGAAAGUGGAGAAGCAGGAGCAAGGAGAGGAGGAACGAAGAUGAGAAGGGGGAGGGGGUAAACACACCCAGACGGAAAAGAGCCAUGUCUGACAACGAAAGAAGGAAUUACAAAGACACAGAAGGAGAGAAAAUGGCAGGAGUAGAGAAUACAUGCAAAUGAGGAGCCGCAUCAAUCGUUGGAGACACAAAUGCAUUGUGUGCGUUUGCAAUGAAAGGGCAGGCAUAGCAUAGUGACUGGUGCUGCUGAGCACCAAUCUCUCUUCUGCCUGUGAUCCCCCCCCUGCAGCUUGGCACCAUCCAGCCAGGCGAGGACAGAAGGAGGCUUUCCAGGGCUUUUUGAUUUGGGAUUUGUAUGAAUAUGAGAGGAUUUGGAGCACGUCGCCGCCACAGCCGCUACUCUUCUUUCCCACCGCGCGUGUGAGGCGUGGAGAUUCAUCCGGUUUUGCCUCGCUCCCCUCCCUGCGUGGCUGUUAUGGUCCGGACUGAGAAUCAGGGCAUCACCGGGACGCGGGGCUCCGGCUGACUCCAGCCAUGGGGGCCAAACAGAUGAAAUGCCUCAGCUCAGCCAGCCCCGUGCGCUCCCCCAAAGAGGAGCACGCGGUCAUCCGCUCCGGCGACACGCCCGGACAUGAAACCAUCCGUGAUCAGCCUGAAGAGCAGUUAGCGGGACCGGGCCAGGACAAAUCCGAGCAUUUCACAGAGGAGGUUUCGCUCUGCGGGCUGUGCCCCUCCCUUGGGCAAAAUGUGCCAGAGGAGGAGAAGUCCUGGGAGGAGCAGCUGGAUGUCCACCAGGAGCAGCUGGAGCGGGAAAUGCAGGGAGCCAGGAGGAUGGUGUUCCGCCUCCAGGCUUUGCUCCUCAAUGGCUCCCUCCCAGAGGACGACCCAGGUGGAUCUGUGAGUUUGGGAGAGAACCGGGCCAACGGCGAGCAGCAGCUGGUUCUCACGCGCAGCCGCCUGGACCAAAGCAUGGAGGAGGCCCUUGAUCUCAAACGGGAGCUCCUGAGACACAAACAGGAGGUGCGCCAUAUUCAGGCCAUCAAGGAUGCCCUGCAGCAGCGGCUGUCUGUGCAGGAAGACGUCGUGCUGCAGCUAAAGCAGGAGCUACUGAGGAGCAACAUGGCCAAAGAACAGCUGGAAGGGGAAAAUGCGGUGCUCAAAGACAAGCUGAGCGAACGCAACAAACUGCUGGGCGAGUACGAGCAGCAAGUCGGGAGGAAGGACAGGAUGCUGCAGCAGCAAAAGCACGACGAGGCUCAGCACAAAGCGCGUGAUGUUAGCCACAAUUGGUCAUUUCGGAGUGAAGGUGGUUACAGCAGCUCUCUUCCAGCAUUCCAGCACACCACACCCGGUGAGGAGCUGCAGCUGGUGAGGGAGGCCCUGCGUAGUUUGAGAGACAACUUUUCCGGUCACGACCCCCAGCAUCACACCUUGGACACCUUGGAGCAGGGCGUGUCAAGCCUCAUGGAGCGCCUGCACUCACACGCCCAGCGACGGCACAACAAAGGGGAGGAAUUUAAAUCGCCCGGCCGCAGAGCCAACUCUUCAGAUCGAGAAUCGUGGCCGCCGACCUCAAAAAUGGCUCACUCUCACAGCAGCCCGGGGUUGGAUGCCUCCGUGUCUACGAAAGUUCUCUACUUCACCGAUCGCUCCCUCACCCCUUUCCUCAUCAACAUACCGAAAAGGCUGGGCGAGGUGACGCUGCGAGACUUCAAGACCGCCGUGGACCGUCAAGGCAGCUUCAGAUACCACUUCAAAGCGCUCGACCCGGAGUUUGGCACCGUCAAAGAGGAGGUAUUCCAGGAUGGUGCAGUGGUGCCUGGCUGGGAAGGAAAGAUUGUAGCAUGGGUGGAGGAAGAUCAUGGAGAGAGGAGGUAGAAGUCCAAAAAAAACAAAAAACCUCAGUUGUGUUCACUGAAGCAGAACUUGACUGAAAACUCUCGGGACCAAUGGACUGAAAUAAAGUGUGGGAAAUAUUUUACGUUGAGGAAUGCUCGCCAGAUGCCGUUUACGCCUCAUAAACCCGGACAUGAAAUCAGUCAAUUUGAUCCUAAUGGUCCCUCAUGAAAAUAAUUUAAAUAACAGUAUUGAUAAAAGACAGGGUGGAUGUUUACUGCCAUUUUCCACAAGUUCUAGAUUGCCAAAUAGUGGAUGUUUGUGCCACUCUUCACUUUCAAACGAUGUUUUAAUAAACAUUCAUUAUCGCA
Molecule: messenger RNA, 2256 nt
Organism: Syngnathus acus (greater pipefish)
Lineage: Eukaryota; Metazoa; Chordata; Actinopteri; Syngnathiformes; Syngnathidae
Gene: dixdc1a
Product: DIX domain containing 1a
Exons: 15
Coding region: 584-1927 (447 amino acids)
Biological process (GO): canonical Wnt signaling pathway
Cellular component (GO): cytosol
Source: RefSeq, a predicted model, not a curated record